GGAAAAUGGCGAAUCGGCAGUGCGAAUGGGCCGCCUGCCAGAAGCAGCCCUACUUCGCGCUGGACAUGAGAGAUGCGCCCAAGUUCUGCUACAUGCACAAGUCGGACAUCCAUGUGGAUGUCCGGAAGAAGAGCUGCGAAGCGGACAAGUGCGACGUCAAGCCCAACUACGGGUUCGAGGGAGGCAUCCCUCGCUUCUGCGCGACGCACAAAGAGGAGGGGAUGCAGAACCUCGCCAGGGGCCGCUGUAAGCAUCCCGGGUGCCUAAAGUUCGCCAGCUGCGGCAAGGAAGGAGGCUCGCCCGAGGUGUGCGGAGACCACAAGACCAACGGCAUGGUCAAUCUUAACGGGAAGCGCUGUGCACUGCCUGGCUGCAAGACGCACGCAAGCUACGGCAUCGAGGGUACGCGGCCUCGCUACUGCGCCAAGCACAAGACGAUGGACAUGAUGAACCUCACCAUCAAGAAGUGCGACUUCGACGGUUGCCUAGCACAGCCCAGCUUCAACUUUCCCGGCGAGAAAAAGCCAAGGUUCUGCUCGAAACACGCCCUGGAAGGGAUGGAGGACGUGCUCGACCGACACUGCGCCACGUCCGGGUGCGACCGCCAGCCCAUCUACGGCAACAGCGGCGAGAAGACGGGCAGGGCGACGUGGUGCCCCGACCACCGCCCGGCAAACAGCCACGACGUUAAGACCUCGCGCUGCCAGGUGGAAGGCUGCCAGAAACACCCCAGCUACGGGUUCAAGACCGAUCGCGUGCGUCGGCGCUGCCGCUUGCACCGGCUGGAGGGCAUGGUGGACGUCAAGAGCCCCAAGUGCGAGCUGCCGUCGUGCUACAAGCAGCCAUGCUGCGGCCACCUCGGUGCGAAGGCGAGGUUUUGCUCGGAGCACAAGCAGGAGGGGAUGGUUAACCUCAAGACCCGCGCGUUCCGCUGCAAGCACAGGGGAAAGCCCAAGCCGGACGAGGAGGAGGAGGAGGACACCAGCGGCAAAGGCUGCGGCCGCGGUACCCGCAACGGCAAGGGGGCGCCUCCCAUCAAGAAAAAGAGCAGGAGGGUGGUCACUUGCAACCGCGCGUGCCGCUUCGCCUACCCCAACGAAAUGGCCGUGUAUUGCGCCGUGCACGCUCUGGAGGGGAUGGUGGACGUCCUCAACCCGCAGUGCAGCAUGGACGACUGUCUGGAGAUUCCCACGUACGGCUUUGCCGGGGAGCAGCCUACGUUCUGCAUGGUUCACAGUGGCCCCGGGAUGCAGGCAAGGAAAGAGGUUAUCAUGCCGCAGAGCACGAACGUUCUGCACUGGAGCUCGGAGGCGAGGCGGCAGGCGGCCGCCUCGGCGCUGGAGGCCAAGAGGAUAGCGGGCCUGAGGCAGGCCGGGUCAGCCAAGGUCUCCACGCUGCCUCCUAAGAAAGACAUGAACGGGCUCAUGAAGAUCCAGAAGGCUCAUAUGAGCGCGGCGAAGAUGGUAGCCGCCUCCAGGGUGUCGGACGGCGGUUUGAACGAUGCCGGCUCGAGCCUCGUGCCCACCUCCGACCUGGCGCUUGCCUUCGGCGCGAGCAUGGACGACCCUAUGUCCCCCGCUGGAGAAGACGGGGAUGUCGAUGUGUCGGCCAUCUCCUCCACCAUCAACCGCCGCCCGGACCUCGCCGCUGUAGGCAUGCCCGCCGCCGCCGCCGCUUACGCGAUCGAGUCGGUGACCGGGGGGGGCGCCGUCGGGAUAGCGCCCCCGCCGGCGACAAGCACACCGCCGGCGCCGUCGGUGGCGGCGGCGGUAGCAGCAGCAGCAGCGGCGGCGGCGGCGGCGGUGGCCGCGCUGCAACCGUCUCCUAUUCCUCUCUCGUACACCAACUCGUUGGGCAACGAGAGCGGCGGCGGAGCAUACGACUCUGCGAGGGGAAUGGGAGCCACCGCGCCAGCGACGUAUCCCGGGGUGGGGCCGCGGAUGAACUUGCCUCUCCCGAUGCUCCCGCCCGUGUCGGCAAGUUCCCCGCCCCCCCCCCCGCAGGUGGCACCGGCAACAACGUCGGCCUCCCGGCUUCCCGGCAUCGACCUAGAGAGAGCCGCCAACGUGGAACGGGCUGCGACCAUCGCCGCCGCCCUCGCCACCGCCGCGAAGGGAAACCCGUUCGCCGCACGGCAUCGCCGCCUGUCGACCAAGGAGUCGUCGUCGCCGCCGUCGUCGCCGCCGGCGGCGAGAGCACGGGAAGAGGGUAGCGCUGCUGGGAGAGCGGCGACACCUCCGCCGCCAUCGCCGCCGGCAGCGGCAGCGGAAUGCGGCGAGGAACGCAGCUCCGCGGGCCGGUGGGAAGACGUCACAGGCGGCGGCGGCGGCGCUCAGGAGUCCUCGAGGGGGGGCGCCGCGGCGUCGAGAAAACGCCCGUUGCCGUCCGAUGGGAAGGAUCCAGGGGUGGCACCUUCCGCGGCACAGGGGAAGAGAACGACUGCUACCGCAGCAGCACCAGCAGCACCAGCAGCAGCACCAGCAGCAGUACCAGCAGCCCCAGUAGCAGCGUCGCCUGCGUCUCAGGGACAGGGGGGCAAGACCGCGACGCGCACGAGCUCGCGGCGCAAGAAAUUAAAGACGGCGAUAUGACCGUGACCCGUCACGCCCCUCUCCUGUCGUCGGAGAGCAGACCUUAGCCGUAGAGAAACGAGAGACCGUCGAUCAACUCGAGUUAUCUCGAGACCUCGAGGAGCGAUUGAUGGCAUUGGCCGGGGUACCCGUGCGGUAGAGAAACGAGAGGCCGUCGAGCAGCUCGAGCUAUCUUGAGACCUUGAGGAGCGAUUGGUGCCAUUAGCGGAGCUGACCCUGCUUUCCGGCGGCGUGAGGGUUGGGGCGGUUCAAGAGCGGUUGUCCGUGCAGCUCCCUGGACGACUAAUAGUGUUGAACACGCGUUUGGGGCUGUAUCCGGUCCCGGCGGGCCUUGUGUAUUAUGGUAGGUCCUGCCUGCACUUGGUUUGGGAUUCUUCCGCAGCAGCUUAACCGCACCAAGCCUCAAUGAAAAAAUAGUUGUUGCGGUGUAGUCUGGUCUAUCUAGUCUCGCUCCGCUGGGGAAGGGGGGGAGGGGGACCCGCGGCCGUCCGAAUCUGCGUGCUAGGUGCCUGCUGGAAGCAGUACACUGUGGAAAAGGGAUCCACAUCCGUCCACGGCAUCGUAGCUGCAAUGUUACAUGCACGCGAGCCAUGUGUUUUACCGCUUGAAACAUGACGUCAAUAGUUGGUCUGUUGGGUUGUUAGCAUUUAUGGUCACGUUUUCUAGGAGGCACGUGUGCUGAUGCAGCUGCAAACCGGGGGUGUAGGGAGGGAGAGGGCAGUCGAAGGAUGGCCCCGAGAAAGCUGGUUAGUGGUGUAAAACACCGAAUUGUUCUAUAAUAGUUGAGUUGGUAUGGUACCGGCGUGACAGAGAAAAAGACUCUGACGAUGUACAAGUCCGGUUUUGGCUCUCCCCUUCUCAAGAGAACAGGACGACGAUGCCCGGUAUAGCCAGCCGUAGCUGGAGGCGCAUGCUAUGUCGAGGGGAUUGGGUCGGGGAGCGAGGACGCGAAAUGUCCAGCCCUGGGUUGCGCCCCGGCUCAGUACGGAAUGUUUUGAGGAAGCAACGGGGUUGAUGGGCGUGACCCGAGAGUCGACUUGAUGGCAAAGGCAAAGGUGUCCUGGUUGGGGAGGGAGUGCGGGGUCGAACAGAAACUUUUUUUUUUUGAACCUGUGCCGUGUGCCGUUGUUGGUUGAGACGGUUAGUAUCGCGUGGUUGGUGGGUGGCUACAGCAAAUAACAAAACAUUUAACAAAACAUUUAACAUUCGCCUGAUUUCUUCUUGGAACAACGACUUGGAUUGUUGUGUAGUUCCUUGUUCUACUGCCAUGGCGGUGGUGCCGCUG
This is a messenger RNA of Ectocarpus sp. CCAP 1310/34, 3876 nucleotides long. The record is from the annotation of a GenBank genome assembly. NCBI's taxonomy places the organism in Eukaryota, Phaeophyceae, Ectocarpales, Ectocarpaceae.